This is a messenger RNA of Oncorhynchus kisutch (coho salmon), 4322 nucleotides long. RefSeq names its product centrosomal protein 78 (gene cep78). NCBI's taxonomy places the organism in Eukaryota, Metazoa, Chordata, Actinopteri, Salmoniformes, Salmonidae. The coding region runs from base 169 to 2481 and encodes 770 amino acids. The record is from RefSeq and is a predicted model, not a curated record. Gene Ontology annotation, cellular component: centrosome; ciliary basal body. Gene Ontology annotation, molecular function: protein binding. The transcript is spliced from 16 exons. Gene Ontology annotation, biological process: cilium organization.
UUCGAAAGAAAUCGCUGAGGUCACGGGUUUAUUCUUGCUAUGUCUUGCUUAUGUACCAUAGCCGUUAUUCUUGCUGGCGGAACAGAGGUGGGUUUGCACAGUUUUGACUGUUGGCGCGGUUAGGAAACCAAGGAAACAAUAACUCCUAGAGCAACUGACAGAUUGGAAAUGUUGGACACAGUCCAAAUUCGGCGCAGAGGUGCCCAAGAUUUCGAGGCAUAUUAUGAUUAUGCAUGCACUAUGCAGGACUCAGUCCCAUUGCCAGCAGUCAAGGCAAACCUGAGUCAAGGGAUGCUUGACUUUAACGGGGAUCGGCUCAAACUGACAGACUGGACACCCAUACUCAACUCUCUGACCAUCAAUAAACAGCUACAACAUGUUGCAGUCAGAAGCUGCUACCAAAGUGGUCUCAGCAUCGGAGAGACAGAAAGGUACAGGGCUGGCAAUAGGAAGAAGAUUCCAGCCAUCCGCUCCAAGGAGAUGACGUUCAAACUGUGUAAAGCACUCAGGGAGUGUCUGACAGCUUCACCAAACCUCAAGACCCUCCAACUCCAUGGUCUUCCAUUUAGAGAGAGAGACCUUAUCACUCUUACCAAGGGUUUAGCCAAAAGUGUCUCUUUGGAAAAUCUCUCUUUGGCUCAUUGUCCUAUAGCAGACGAGGGGUUAGAAGCUAUCUGCCAGAGUGUGAAGUACUCUCCAUCUAUAAAGACAGUGGAUUUCACAGGCUGCAAUCUGACCUGGAGAGGAGCGGAGCAUAUGGCCAACAUCAUCAAGCAUCAGGCAAUGCGGAGACACAGUGCAGCCUGGGCCGAAUCUCUGAGGUAUAGGAGGCCUGAAUUCGAGGGCAUGGGAGGCCUCCGCCGGGUCACUCUCAACUGCAACACCCUGGUGGGAGACAGAGGGGCGGCCGCCCUCGCACAGGAACUGGCUGAGGACCUCUGGGUCAAAGCCUUGGAUCUGCAGAAGUGUGGUUUGUCCAACGAUGGGACACGGUCUCUGCUGGAGGCUCUAAAGUCCAACUCUUCUCUCUGUGUCCUGGAUAUCAGGAGGAACCCCUUGGUGGACAACGACCUGAUGAAGUCCGUGAUCGAAAGAGUUCUCAUGAACACUAAUGGUCAAUCCUCUCAGUACUCCUGGAUCAAGCCCCCAGCCCUCAAAGACUCACAGAAACCUCCCAUCCUUAAGAGAAGAAUACUGGGAAAUACAGCUAGAGGAAAAGCAACAUUUAGGAUAGGUCCUCGCAGGUUGUCGUUGGCCGGUAGGCGGAGUCCAGUUGUUGCCCAGCAGCCACACCCCUGCUCCAGCAGGUGUAUCCCAUGGCGCACUGCAGAACGUGCUGGACGACAGAGAGGACUUCCUCCAGGUAAUACAGUGGCAGAGCAGAGCUUUGAGGGGGCUGCCAAUGUCAAGGUGACAAUGGAGACUGAGUCAGAGGAGGAGGGAGAGGAGGAAGCGGUUGAGACAAAAAGUCUGUCACCACUUAGUCUUCAUGAGAGGAUCACUGUCAGACAGUACAGACGUGUACAGGUGGAGCUGGAGGAGUGUCGGCUCAGACUAGCAGAGGAAAGGAGGGCCAGAGUGAAGGCAGACACUCGUCUCAUGGAGUAUGAGUUGGAGAAUGCUCGGCUGCGCAAUAUCAACUUCUCCCUGUCGGAGGCACUGCAUGCUCCUGCUACUGGCCCCUCCAGUGUUCUGGAGGACGAUGCGGUUCUGGACAGCAUCGAGAGCUCCUUCGGCAAGUUCCACGCCUUCCUGGACCUGCUCAAGGAUGCUGGACUGGGCCAGUUGGCCUCCAUGGCAGGGAUUGACCAGUCCGACUUUGGCCCACCCCAGCUGUCCUCCAGUGUUGGACAGCCUCUUGUUGGGGCAGGGGACCAAGACACGGGAGAUAAGGUUGAUGCGGCACCUUCUGGAGGCGUUGGCCCCAAUGCUCCGUCAGAGGGCCAGCCCAACGGAUUCAUCCCCGGAGCUCCAGCCACCCUCAGAGGGUUAGGGUUAGAGGGUGAACCACAGGAAGUGCCCCCCGUCCCUGCUAGUGAGUUAGCCAGUGUGGCGAAAUCUGGUGGAGAGAAUCAGCAGAAGGAUCCCUCGCCCUCACAACCGGAGGGGCGACAGGUGUCAGGGACUGAGAACAGUAUCCAUAGCAACGGCUACCAUGGAAAUGACUCGCAUGCCAAAGGCUCCCAUGGAAAUGACUCGUAUGCUAAAGGCUCCCUUAGCAAUGACUCUCAGGGUAGCGGUUCCUAUGGCAAAGGUUCCCGUGGUCGUAAUUUCUCUCACCAAAGUAACGGCAAAGGCUCACAUGGUUACAGUUUUAAUUACAGCAACUGCUCCUACAGCUCCAUCCACAGCAACAGCUUCCAUAGUAACAGCUCUGUAAGGUCCAGUCUGAGUGACAUGAGUGAGCGUUUGGAAUCUGUUGGGUCAUUGGGGUCAAAGGCUUCUGGAGAAGGCAGGGUAGGGUCAGGAGCUCAGAGGUGAAACUCUAUUCAGAGUUUGAGAUGUUGGAACAGAUCUGCUCUCUAGGGAGCAUGGGUGGUGAGUCUGAUGAUGGGUUCUGAACCCACAACUCUGCCCCUUGUUGAGUGUUUAAAAAAAUAUUUUCAUGUUAUAUCUGUGUUUACCUUGUGCCAUUGGUGCCAAAUUGGAGUACUAUUAAAAGGUUAUUGUGCUAAUGAUGCCUAAUCUUAAAUGUGAUUUUAGCCUUUUGUUAGAUUAAUACUUUUUGGGCUUUUUAGUAUUUUUUUUUUUUACUGACUUUUUUAUACUGUUUGUAAAUGUAUGUAUAUAUUUUCUACAAUAAACUUUGUUUAAAAAAAGUUUUUAUACAUUGAUUGUAGGGCACUACUUUGUUUACACUGUUCAACCAUAUGCAUUUGUUUGUUUACACUAGGAAAAGUUAUGGGAAAAAUCACUCUUGGUCAUUCUACAGGGCUAUUCCUGGGGUCAAAAACAAUGGGCUCAUUCGAGCGGAUCACUUUUGUCAAGUCUGUGGCCAUUGCUGGUCACUGCCUUUCAAAGUGUUGCAUUAUGGGGAUAAAAUAUUUCCGACUUGCGCCUACAUGUAGACUGCAUGAACUUUACAGAAAUCAUGUGAUCAAGGGUAAUUUCGUUUUGACUGCAAGUUUCUGAAGUUGUUCUUCACCAACAUAAUGCUGCAGCCAUUGCAUGCAUUGUGGGCAGUGUUGCCAACUCAUUUUCAGGGGAAGUUGCUAGAGGCAGGUCAAUUUGUUGCUAAAAGACGUUGUGAUGUCAUUGUGUGAUGACGCCAUUACGCAAAACUGCGUCAUUACGUAGAAUAUACAAUAACGUUACUCAAAUUGACUGGCCAUCUCGGUGAAAAAUAUGAUUUGACAUUUGUUAGUUUAGAUUUGUUUAUCAUAUUUUUUUUAUUUGUAAAAGUAAUAUAAACACAACAUAUUUUAUAUUUUUAAACACAACACAUUGAAUUAUUGAACAAUUACACAUUAUUGAACAAUUACAUUUGAUUUAUUUUCUUUUUAACUAGUAAACCUACACAUUCUGAACAAUUUAUAGUUUUAUGCAGUGUAUUGGUAGUUAACAUGCUACCUAACUGAUCAACAAUUAUAGGUACAAGCUAAUAACAAGAUAUAUAUGCUAUCUUAUUGAACAAGCAACUUAACUCAAAUAAUGAUGUGUGCGCUAGGCAUCACUCUCCAGCUCUCUCCAGGUUGUUGUGCUGCUUGGCUGGCUAGCUGCUCAAUGGUUUCCUCCAGAUAUUGCCACUGUUCUCGUUGACACUGCAGUACACACUGCCACCAUCAGCUGUGUGUCUCCACCAGUUCCAGAAAGUCCACUCCUUGCAUAUGUACUGUAAAUAUGAUGAAUCAUAGAUUGGCAAGGAAAUCCUCUUCGUCUUCACUGUCCAACUGCAUUGUCACAGCUGGAACCAGCAGAAGAGGAUGGAGUGGCCUUAAAGCUGUACGCUGCUGUGGUGCCAAACUGCUGCAGAAUUGGUAGUUUAUGCUGGUAACAGCUAUCACCAGCCAGCUUCAGUCCAUACCGCACCAGGAGUAUGGAGUUGAGAGUGUGCAGUGACACUAUUUCUUAACUUUGACUUGACUACACUCAUUUGGCUGAACAGCUGUUCAACCUCCGCAUUUCAGUGUGGCAAGGAGAGAGCAGUGAGUGCAGCUUUGCACAAUUUUUCUUGUAUUUCCCAGUAACAGUAACACUUAGGUGUGAUUUUACCCUAUUGGUCAAAAUGAUCCCUUCAGUCUUUCUCUCCACAUGUUGAACACAAUGUACCUGUGUUCUUUCUGCAGGUGUAUUUAUUGCAUUCUACAGUGGUGCUGGUUUCA